AUGCGACGAUGUAUCGUUGGAGUUCGUACAUGUUUUCGGUAUAACCGAUUUACUAACCAGUUGCGACCAUUCAGUGCGUCAGCGCUAAGGUCACAAGUCAGAGUCAAAAAGACCGCUGUUACUACCACCACUACUAAUCCUGUUGUAGAAAGCCUCCGAUAUGAAAGGAAAUCACCUAUUGAACAUAUUCUCCUUCGACCCGAUACCUAUGUUGGUUCGACAGCUCUCGCCGAAGUCAUGGACGCGUGGGUGGUGUCGGAAGAUGGGCGAAGUUGUGUGCAGAUGCCCUUGACUUACUCUCCUGCUCUUUUGAAGAUAUUCGAUGAGAUUCUCGUGAACGCGGCUGAUAAUAAGCAGAGAGAUUCCGAGAUGAAUGAGCUUCGCGUCGACGUAGAUCAAAAGAAGGGGGAAAUUUCUAUAUUUAACAAUGGGCGCGGCCUACCAAUAGAGGUGCAUCCAAUUGAAGGAAUCUAUGUUCCGACAUUAAUCUUUGGAAACUUAUUCACCUCAUCAAAUUACAAUGAUAGAGAGGUGAAAGUCGUAGGUGGACGAAAUGGCUACGGUGCAAAGUUGUGCAAUAUUUUUUCGACCGAGUUCAUAGUGGAGACGUCAUCCCAGCAAAGUGGUAAAGUAUUCAGACAG
Molecule: messenger RNA, 642 nt
Organism: Cooperia oncophora
Lineage: Eukaryota; Metazoa; Nematoda; Chromadorea; Rhabditida; Trichostrongylidae
Source: the annotation of a GenBank genome assembly